AUGCCCGCCAGUGAUCUGAUUCAGUACGCUGCUCCUACGUCGGAGCACGCAAUCCCUCGUACAGGCUCUCAGCAUAUAGGAGAGUCUAGUCAGGACGCAUCGUUUGGUGGACAAACCCAAAGUGAGACCACACUCGACAUCCCAACACCGGUGUUGUCUACCGAACCCUCGUCGGAGCCCCAAGAACCACCUUCUCGCUCAUCAGCUCCGUCUCCUGCCCCCACCGAAAUUAUCCCGCUGGACCUUACACAAGAGGAAAUUGUAGAAGAAAUCCAGAAAAUGGGAAUUAAAGUUCGCGAUUUUGGCCACGAGGCCGUUCCCAUUCCGCAGCGCGCUGCCGAGCUCUUUGAUCCACUACAGGCGUGGAACACGUACGAGACCGUAAUUUUGCACCCCACUAUGAUGCGACCAUGUCUUCCAGGGAAAAUAACGCGUCGCUUGCUUGAUAUUGGCUGGCUUAAGAGGGAGGAGGAGGAGGAGCGGUGGAGUAAUAAAGACAGGGAAGCGCUUGAAGCCUACGACAAACGACCACAUUACCCAUGGCGCGCGUACAACCUUCCCAAACCCAAGCGGGAUGCGCUUGCUAAGACGUGGAGAACGAGAUUUCAAGAGAUUACCGCAGAACAAAUGCUAGCGACAAUUGCCAGACCCUUCUCCCGGUUUAGGGCGCCUUUUGAGUUUGGCGGGAAUGUAGAGAAAAAGCGUGGUGCCACUGAUGACCAAGAGGUGCAGGAUGGGGACGUUUCACCGCGAACCAAAAAGCGACGGUUGGAGCAGCAAAUUGCAGCGUCUUUGGCACCAACGCUGAACCAGCCCCCUGUUUUAAUCAAUGGUCGGCCGCCCCAACAAUACCCAGCUGGUAAUCCUGCAGACAUGCAGAAGCCAUCCUCCUCCUUUCAACCGACUUCCACCCGUACGCCCCAGCGCGUAUUGUCCUAA
This is a messenger RNA of Suillus subaureus, 939 nucleotides long. RefSeq lists its product as uncharacterized. The transcript has 2 exons. The record is from RefSeq and is a predicted model, not a curated record. The coding region runs from base 1 to 939 and encodes 312 amino acids. NCBI's taxonomy places the organism in Eukaryota, Fungi, Basidiomycota, Agaricomycetes, Boletales, Suillaceae.